Argentina anserina (silverweed cinquefoil) is the source of this 644-nucleotide messenger RNA. RefSeq lists its product as uncharacterized. The record is from RefSeq and is a predicted model, not a curated record. Lineage: Eukaryota; Viridiplantae; Streptophyta; Magnoliopsida; Rosales; Rosaceae. Bases 57 to 506 code for a protein of 149 amino acids. The transcript is spliced from 2 exons.
AGAUAAAAAAGCAGCAAGUGUGCUAGUGAUUUCCCAGAAAGACCAUUUGCCGUUUGAUGAGGGUGAUAGACAUGUUCCACCUUUUAUUAACAAAGCAAGUCAAGCAAUUGCUCUACAUCUCUGGAUCUCUAAUACUUGUAAUUGCAGUCCCUCUUUAUCUCUCUCUCAACUCCACAACAACAGCACCACCAAAACCAACCCCUAUGGCCACCCUUCCCACCAACGCAUUUGGCGUCAAGGUUGAAAAGAAUCCAACUCAAUCCCAACUCACUGAGCUUGGAGUCACCACAUGGCCAAAAUGGGAAUGUGGUCCAAGCAAAUUCCCAUGGAGUUUCAAAACUACAGAAACUAUGUACUUGCUGAAGGGGAAGGUCAAUGUAGAAGUCGACGGGCAUGAAGGAUAUUUUGAGAUUGAGGCUGGUGAUUUGGUUGUAUUCCCUAAAGGAAUGAAGGUCACCUGGGAUGUUAUUGAAGGUGUGAACAAGCAUUAUAGCCUGGAGAAGUAAGCCUGAUGUGUAUCAAAACAUUAUUUAUUGGUAUCUAUGAUUUUCAAGAACAAAUUGGUGACAAAUAGUGACAUGUAAUAUCGAGACAAAUCGUGAGGGAUCCAUUAUCAAAAGAGAUAUACUAAAAAUUUCGGCAUA